GCCCGUGCGGUGACCAUACCACGCAGCCGCUUUUCAACAGCGCGAUCCCGAGAGGUCCCCGCCGGCAACCGCUUUUCAACAGCCGACCGCGAGAGGUUCCCAAGCGCGAGAACCGAAACCAUACCAGGCGCCGCCGCGUGCUCGCACGCGUGUCGUUCCUGUGCUCGUGGACAUGCUAUACGUGCCCCAUCGCACGCCUCGCCGUUGUUCCACGUGUAAAAAGCACACACCACGGCUACACCUUCGGUAGCUUCUACAACUAUCGGCGGCCGCGAAUUUAAGCUGCUUGCCACGGCGGAGCAAGCUACAGCGAAGAGAGUGCUCGCAAUUCGCAACCGCAAGAUAGCUCACUUCUUGUUACAGCUGAUGCCUGCUCACCAAAUGCGACACCGACACGCCGCCGCCAUGAUGAACGUCGUGGCCAUCGGGCUCAUCCUCUCCACGCUGGCAGCCGCGGGGGUCUGGUCCCCAGCGCCGCAGCCGACCGCGGCCCCACAUCAUGGCGACCGCAUCGUCCGGGAGGGCCGACGCGUGGUAAUCGUGGAGUACGAGCGCGAGCUCCCGCUGUCGACCGAUGGCGGCGGCAGCGUCAAGGUCAAGGAGACGCGCGUCCUGCCCCCGGACGCACUGGACGGCGUCGAGGGCGACGGCGGAACCUUUGAUGAGGCCAGGGGCGUGGUCUCAGACGCGGCCGGCAAGGUGGCCGGUGCGGCAGAGGAAGGCAAGGAGAGAUUGUCCGACGCCAAGGAGAGCGCCAAGGGCGGUGUCCUCGGUACCGUCAAGCGGUGCAAGGAUAGACUCUGCGGCGCCGGCAGGAAAGUGGAAGAGGGAGCCAAGGACGCGGUGUCCCGCGUCGAACACGGCGCGGAGGACGCGGCGAGGGGCGCCAUGGAGGCGGUCUCGGAUGCCAAGGACAGCGCCGAGAACACGGCGUUCGACGCCGUGCAGAAGGGUAAGGAGACGAUGAAAAGCGCCAAGGACAAGGCGUCGGACGCCGAGCAGCGAGGGAAGGAUGCCGUAAGGAGCGCGAAGGACAAGGCGUCCGACGCUGCGCAUCAGGGGAAGGAGACAGUGAAGAGCGCCAAGGACAAGGUCUGCGAAACUGCCAGCAAAGCGAAGGAGAGGGCGUCAGGCAUCCAGCACGGAGCAGCCGAAGCGGCGAAGGCUGCAAAGGAGAGGGUGUCUGCGGCAGCCAAGAGCGCCAAGGACACCGUCCAGAGCGCCAGGGACAGCGUCUCCGACAUCGCCCAGAGAGCCGAGGAGUGCGCGGAGGACACCGCCGAGCGCGCGGCGGACAGGGCCGCGGAGGCCGAGGAGGAAGCGAAGGCGAGAGCGGCCGAGGUGGGCAAGAACCUGACCGACAUCGCGCGGCGGGCGCGCGGCGUGGCGUCCGACGCGGCCGCGUACCUCCUGGGCGCGCCCCGGGAGGCCGCGCGCACCGCGACGGCCGUGAUGCACCUCCUCGGCUUCGCCACCGCCUACGGCGCCUGCGUGUGGGUGACGUUCGUGUCCAGCCACGUCCUGGCCGCGGCGCUGCCGCGGCAGCAGCUCGGCGUGGUGCAGAGCAAGCUGUUCCCGGUGUACUUCCGCGCCCUGGCGUACGGCGUCGGGCUGGCGCUCGCCGCGCACCUGCUGGGGCGCGAGCGCGGGUCCCUGGCGUCGCGCGCGCAGAGCCUCAACCUGCUCGCCGCGCUCGGCCUGGUCCUCGCCAACAUGCUGCUGCUCGAGCCGAAAGCCACCAGAGUGAUGUUUGAGAGGAUGAAAGUGGAGAAGGAAGAAGGCCGGGGACGUGACAUGGCGGACAUCGUCGACCCGCCCGUGGUCACCGUGGCCACGCCGACCGCUGGCACCACCACCGUCCCGACGGCGGCGGCCGCAGCACGCACAGCUCCCGGGGACGGCGCGGGGACGGGGAUUGGCAAGCAAUCGAAGCCGGCGACGGCAACAGCCGACGCGGAGAUGUCGAAGAGCCGGGCGGUGAGGCUGAGCAGGCGGCUGAAGCAGCUCAACGGCUACUCGUCCCUGUGCAACGUGCUCUGUCUCAUGUCCCUCACCUGGCACCUCGUGCACCUCGCGCGCCGCCUGCACGCGGGCACCGCCUGCUAGGUUGAUGAUAUGGGUGGCUUCGUGGUCUCUUGUAGGAGUUUACUAGUUUCUGAUGUAGAUGUGUCACGACUCACGUUGGCGACUUCCCCGUAGUUUAGGCUUCAGUUUGUGUUCGGCUGGUUUCUGUUUCACUUGUGUUGGGUAGUAGUAGGGUUAGUGUGUACUUUGGAUGUACCAAGUAAUACUCAUAUGUGUAAGUUUAGGCUAGUCUUAUCUGAUAAUGUGAGGUCAGCAGGGCGUGCUUGUCUCGUGGUGGACUGGUUGUGGUGAUGGUAUGGCUGCUGACCCGGCACGGCUGGUCCUCAUAAAAUGCCAAUAGAAUUUGACUACUGGUGUAUGGUGUAAGAUGGCAAUGGUUAUCCAAAACCCGUCGGUUUUUCUCUAUUA
Molecule: messenger RNA, 2493 nt
Organism: Zea mays
Lineage: Eukaryota; Viridiplantae; Streptophyta; Magnoliopsida; Poales; Poaceae
Product: seed biotin-containing protein SBP65
Exons: 2
Coding region: 367-2106 (579 amino acids)
Source: RefSeq, a predicted model, not a curated record